GCAAGGGAACAUACAGACGGUUCUGGAAGGAGAAGCUGAUUAUUGUAAUCGUCUGGACUAUAAAUUUGUGAGGAGGGUGACGUGCGAAUUUUGUUGCUCUGAAAAUCGCUUUCUAUUUAUUUUCAAUCAUCGAAAUAAAAAUCCCUAGACUGCGAAAUGGUCUUGAUCCAACAGGAAGAGGUUGGGACUGAAGAGAGAGUUGUGAAUCUGUCUGAAUCUGCGGAAACUGCAAAAUCGUCAGCCUCCUCCAAUGUCGAUGACAGUAAAGAAGCUUCCGAUGGCUUUGAAACCGCCAGCGACACUGAACUCGGCGGCGAGGUGGAGGAACGGGAACAACAACAUCAACAUCAGGAGCUGGGGAUUCCUCCGGGAACUGAUUCUUCCGAAGAGGCAUCACACGAUGAGGAAUUGAAACAGCAGAAAGCAUUGGCUCAAGCGAAUGAUGCAAAAUUAGAAGGAAAUGAGCUAUUCGGGGAUGGUCAAUUUGAGGAGGCACUAUCAAAGUAUGAAUUUGCUUUACAAAUGGCUCCAGAUAUGCCUUCAUCUGUAGAAAUUCGCUCAAUAUGCCAUUCAAAUCGUGCUGUAUGCUUUAUGAAAUUGGGGAAAUAUGAGGACACAAUCAAAGAGUGCACUAAGGCAUUGGAACUCAAUCCUGCAUAUCUGAAAGCUCUGGUGAGAAGGGGGGAGGCGCAUGAAAAGCUUGAGCAUUUUGAAGAGGCCAUUGCUGAUAUGAAAAAGAUUUUAGAAAUUGAUCCCUCAAAUGAUCAAGCUAGGAAAACCAUUCUGAGAUUGGAACCCCUGGCAGCAGAAAAGCGGGAAAAGAUGAAGGAAGAAAUGAUCGCUAAACUGAAAGAUAUGGGAAAUUCUUUGCUGGGCCGCUUUGGGAUGAGUGUUGACAACUUCAAAGCUGUUAAAGAUCCGAACACUGGUUCCUACUCUAUCUCAUUCCAACGCUAAGCUUUUCUGAGACUGGUCACGUAGUAGCAUUAAGCCAAGAAAGGUGCUGGCUGGAAUAUUACAGUUGUUGGGCUUUAUUGGUCAUGCAAGAUGAUCGGCAAAAUGCUAAUGUUAGCAGAAUGGGCGAACGUCGCUUAUAUUUAUAUCUGCUUCCUUUGGGAAUUUGUUGAUUGAUUUAUGAAUUACGAUGUCAAAGGAUUGUCACAGAUUAGUCUAUUACUCUCUUUGACAUGUGCUUAUAUGUUUCAGGGUUUGCGAGCACCUGUUAAUUAAUAUCACGUUGAGAGUUCAUAUGAUUA
Molecule: messenger RNA, 1256 nt
Organism: Prosopis cineraria
Lineage: Eukaryota; Viridiplantae; Streptophyta; Magnoliopsida; Fabales; Fabaceae
Exons: 5
Coding region: 157-957 (266 amino acids)
Molecular function (GO): protein binding
Source: RefSeq, a predicted model, not a curated record